AUGGCUCGAUCCGACGAAGCACAAGCCUUUUUCGACGCAGUGUAUGCGGCUAUCCAAGAGAUCCCCCAUGGAAGAGUGACUACGUAUGGCCAUAUCGCCGCUCUCAUCGGUACCCCGGAGCGUCCCCGCCAAGUGGGUGUUUGUUUGAAGCAUCUCCCGGCGAGCGCGGAUGCCGAGUUCAACUCUUCGACGGUGCCUUGGCAAAGAGUGAUUAAUGCCAAGGGAACGAUUUCGCCUAGAUCACAUCCUACCGGGGCCCUGAAUCAAGCAGAGGCGCUACGUGCCGAAGGUGUUCAGACCACCACUUCUGCUCUCGGCGAGCACUGCGUAGAUCUCUCAAAGUACGGCUGGUUCCCUCCGAGCUUCCCUCAGAGGUUGCUCAUAGGGUAG
Messenger RNA from Parascedosporium putredinis, 390 nucleotides. The record is from the annotation of a GenBank genome assembly. Lineage: Eukaryota; Fungi; Ascomycota; Sordariomycetes; Microascales; Microascaceae.